Molecule: messenger RNA, 1854 nt
Organism: Arachis ipaensis
Lineage: Eukaryota; Viridiplantae; Streptophyta; Magnoliopsida; Fabales; Fabaceae
Gene: CYP98A3
Product: cytochrome P450, family 98, subfamily A, polypeptide 3
Molecular function (GO): heme binding; monooxygenase activity; iron ion binding
Source: RefSeq, a predicted model, not a curated record
ACUAGCCUCCAACCCUUUCUUAAAACACCACAACACACACCAUUUCCUCUCGUCAAAUCGCAUAACCAUGGCUUUUCUUACUACGAUCAUACCCCUCUCCCUCUUAGCACUUCUUUUCUACAAGCUCUACUUCAGGCUAAGGUUUAAGCUCCCACCGGGCCCACGUCCGUGGCCAGUUGUCGGAAACCUCUACGACAUAAAGCCCGUGAGGUUCCGAUGCUUCGCGGAGUGGGCCCAGUCCUACGGCCCAAUUAUCUCGGUGUGGUUUGGAUCGACUUUGAAUGUAAUUGUUUCGAACUCUGAGCUGGCAAAGGAGGUGCUGAAGGAGCAUGAUCAGCAGCUGGCCGACCGCCAUAGGAGCCGGUCGGCGGCGAAGUUUAGCCGGGACGGGAAGGACCUCAUUUGGGCCGACUAUGGGCCACACUAUGUGAAGGUGAGGAAGGUUUGCACUCUUGAGCUCUUCUCCCCAAAGAGGCUUGAGUCUUUGAGGCCUAUAAGAGAAGAUGAGGUCACUGCCAUGGUUGAAUCCAUUUUCAAUGACUGCAUCAAUCCUGAAAACUUAGGAAAAAGUUUUUUGGUGAAGAAAUACUUGGGAGCCGUGGCAUUCAACAACAUCACUAGGCUAGCAUUUGGCAAAAGAUUUGUGAACUCAGAAGGUAUAAUGGAUGAGCAAGGAGUAGAAUUCAAGGCUGUAGUGGCAAAUGGAUUGAAGCUAGGAGCAUCUCUGGCCAUGGCCGAGCACAUUCCGUGGCUGCGAUGGAUGUUCCCACUCGAAGAGGAGGCUUUCGCCAAGCACGGUGCUCACCGCGACAAACUCACCAGAGCCAUCAUGGAAGAGCACACUCAAGAGCGGCUGAAAUCCGGUGCCAAGCAACAUUUUGUUGAUGCCCUCCUCACAUUGCAAGAAAAAUAUGACCUUAGUGAAGACACCAUCAUUGGUCUACUUUGGGACAUGAUUACUGCUGGCAUGGACACAACAGCAAUAUCAGUUGAGUGGGCCAUGGCUGAACUAAUCAAGAACCCAAGAGUCCAACAGAAAGCCCAAGAGGAGCUAGACAGGGUGAUUGGGCUUGAAAGGAUAAUGACAGAAUUAGAUUUCUCAAGCCUCCCAUACCUCCAAUGCGUGGCAAAGGAAGCCCUAAGGCUCCACCCACCAACCCCACUAAUGCUCCCACACAGGGCCAAUUCCAACGUCAAAGUUGGUGGCUAUGACAUACCAAAAGGCUCCAACGUGCACGUGAACGUGUGGGCCGUGGCACGUGACCCAGCUGUAUGGAAAAACCCACUGGAGUUCAGGCCUGAGAGGUUCCUUGAGGAGGAUGUGGACAUGAAGGGACAUGAUUUUAGGCUGCUCCCCUUUGGUGCUGGACGUAGGGUAUGCCCCGGUGCACAACUUGGGAUCAAUUUGGUGACGUCAAUGUUGGGUCAUCUUUUGCAUCAUUUUAGUUGGGCCCCACCUGAGGGAACGAGGCCCGAGGAGAUUGACAUGUCGGAGAAUCCUGGGUUGGUCACUUACAUGAGUGCACCACUUCAGGCUGUGCCAACUCCUAGGUUGCCCUCACAUUUGUACAAACGUGUGCCUGCUGAUAUUUAAUAUUUUCUAAUCCAUAAAUAUUUUGUUUACUCAUUUUCACCUUUGAGUACAAAUAAGACAAGUUUUUCCCUUUUGUUGCUUUUGGAACUUCUCCUCCUUCUUGUUGUUGGUAGUAGUAUGUUUUGCUAUUAUGUCUUUGUAACUAUCAUUGAAAUUACAAUGAGAAACCUAAGGAUUUUAUGUAUUUUACAUUGACACCUUCAAACUCAACAAAGUUUGUCCCAUUCAGGUUUUGGAAUGAAAUUCCUACUUAAGAGAAA